Messenger RNA from Uloborus diversus, 1001 nucleotides. RefSeq names its product zinc finger protein 271-like. The annotation marks the transcript as partial. Gene Ontology annotation, biological process: regulation of transcription by RNA polymerase II. The record is from RefSeq and is a predicted model, not a curated record. Gene Ontology annotation, molecular function: DNA-binding transcription factor activity; RNA polymerase II cis-regulatory region sequence-specific DNA binding. The transcript has a single exon. NCBI's taxonomy places the organism in Eukaryota, Metazoa, Arthropoda, Arachnida, Araneae, Uloboridae.
AAACAUUUGAUAGUUCAUACUGGUGAAAAGCCCCACUCGUGUGACUAUUGUUUAAAAACACUCACUCAAUCUUCAAGCUUAAAUAAACAUUUGAAGGUUCAUACUGGCGAAAAGCCCCACUCGUGUGAAUAUUGUUCAAAAACAUUCGCUCAAUCAUCAGGCUUAACGAAACAUUUGAGCGUUCAUACAGGUGAAAAGCCACACUCGUGUGAAUAUUGCUCCAAGACGUUUACUGACGCUUCAAGCUUAAAGAAACAUUUGAGAGUUCAUACUGGUCAAAAGCCCCACUCGUGUGACUAUUGUUCAAAAACAUUCGCUCAAUCUUCAAACUUGAAUAAACAUUUGAGGGUUCAUACUGGUGAAAAGCACCACUCGUGUGACUAUUGUUCAAAAACAUUCGCUCAAUCUUCAAACUUGAAUGAACAUUUGAAGGUUCAUACUGGCGAAAAGCCCCACUCGUGUUACUAUUGUUCAAAAACAUUAGCUCAAUCUUUAAACUUGAAUAAACAUUUGAGGGUUCAUACUGGUGAAAAGCCCCACUCGUGUGAUUAUUGUUCCAAGACGUUUGCAGACUCUUCAAACUUAAAGAAACAUUUGAUAGUUCAUACUGGUGAAAAGCCCCACUCGUGUAACUUUUGUUCAAAAACAUUCACUCAAUCUUCAAGCUUAAAUAAACAUUUGAGGGUUCACACUGGUGAAAAGCCCCACUCGUGUGAUUAUUGUUCCAAGACGUUUGCAGACUCUUCAAACUUAAAGAAACAUUUGAUAGUUCAUACUGGUGAAAAGCCCCACUCGUGUAACUUUUGUUCAAAAACAUUCACUCAAUCUUCAAGCUUAAAUAAACAUAUGAAGGUUCAUACUGGUGAAAAGCCUCACUUGUGUGAAUAUUGCUCCAAGACGUUUGCUGAUUCUUCAAGCUUAAAGAAACAUUUGAGAGUCCACACUCGGGAAAAGCCAUGUCCAUGUGAUUAAUGUUAUCUGACAAAUAAAGCAUGCUCAUG